Messenger RNA from Marasmius oreades (fairy-ring Marasmius), 597 nucleotides. RefSeq lists its product as uncharacterized. The record is from RefSeq and is a predicted model, not a curated record. The coding region runs from base 1 to 597 and encodes 198 amino acids. NCBI's taxonomy places the organism in Eukaryota, Fungi, Basidiomycota, Agaricomycetes, Agaricales, Marasmiaceae. The transcript is spliced from 3 exons.
AUGACUCGCUCAAACGUAUCUCAAUACAGCCCUAAAGUAGCCAAGAAGGCCUUCCGUGCAGCCGCUAAAGACGCAGGCAUGCGAUACGUCGAUGCCAUACAAGUCCGUAAAGAGGCACAAUCCAACUUGAAGACGCUUUCUACGAAAGUAGGCGUCGUACGUCGUAACCCUGGUCGUAUGGACGGAGUUCGGUGGAACGGAGAUUCCUUCGUCUGUCCUUUACAUGUAGAUAGUGACUUGUCCGUGUUCGGCGGGUCCGAAGACGAGUUGGAAUGUGAAUAUGAUGACAGUUACGAGUUUGAUAACAAGAGGUCGGAGGAGAAGAUGAAGACCGUAUCGGAGACGGUUUGUUUGAUGGAUAUUGCGAAGCCUAUGAAGGUUAAAGGCAUUGCGAAGGAUUUUGAAGUUUUACAAACUGUUCGACGGGUUAUCGCACUGGAAGAUGAGUUGGAGAACGAAGAAUGGGAGAUGACGAGCUGUACUGGAUCUGAGUGGGACGAAGUUAUCGAAGAUGUCGAGUCAGAGGCGGCACUUGGAGCUUGGCAGUCGUACUCUGAUGCUAUUCGGUCAAGGGAGAAAGGGAAGGAUGUGACCUAG